Molecule: messenger RNA, 2571 nt
Organism: Pristis pectinata (smalltooth sawfish)
Lineage: Eukaryota; Metazoa; Chordata; Chondrichthyes; Rhinopristiformes; Pristidae
Gene: sik1
Product: salt-inducible kinase 1
Exons: 14
Coding region: 116-2473 (785 amino acids)
Biological process (GO): protein phosphorylation; microtubule cytoskeleton organization; intracellular signal transduction
Cellular component (GO): cytoplasm
Molecular function (GO): ATP binding; tau-protein kinase activity; protein serine/threonine kinase activity
Source: RefSeq, a predicted model, not a curated record
UCAUUCUCCGGCUGUUUGCGCGCAGCGCUGGUCCUUUUGACGUCAGUAUGACGUCAAUGGUAGGGGGGCUCCCGCUGGCGUGGGGAUUCCGACUCAGUCCGAGCGGGGCCCGGGGAUGGUGCUGGCCGAGCCCGACCGGGACCGGGACCAGGAGCGGGGCCCGGGGAUGGUGCUGGCCGAGCCCGACCGGGACCGGGACCAGGAGCGGGGCCCGGGGAUGGUGCUGGCCGAGCCCGACCGGGACCGGGACCAGGAGCGGGGCCCGGGGAUGGUGCUGGCCGAGCCCGACCGGGACCAGGAGCGGGGCUCGACCCCGGCCCCCGCCCCCGGCCGCCGUGCACUCAGGGUCGGCUUCUACGACAUCGAGCGCACGUUGGGCAAAGGCAACUUCGCGGUGGUGAAGCUGGCGCGGCACCGGGUGACCAGGAGCCGGGUGGCCAUCAAGAUAAUUGACAAGAGCCGUCUAGAUCGGCGGGAGCUGCAGAGAGUUCAGCGGGAGGUGCAGAUCAUGAAGCUGCUCAACCACCCACACAUCAUCAAACUGUACCAGGUGAUGGAAUCGCGGGACAUGUUGUACAUCGUGACCGAGUUUGCACAGAACGGUGAAAUGUUUGACUACCUGUCGGUCAGGGGGCCACUGAGCGAGCGAGAGGCCCGGCACAAGUUUGGGCAGAUCCUGUCAGCGGUGGAGCACUGUCACCGGCUCCGUGUUGUUCACCGUGACCUGAAGACCGAGAACCUGCUGCUCGACGCCAACAUGGACAUCAAACUCGCAGACUUCGGUUUCGGAAACUUCUACAAACAGGGCGAGCUGUUGUCCACCUGGUGUGGAAGUCCCCCAUACGCUGCGCCUGAGGUCUUCGAGGGCAAGGACUACGAAGGCCCCCACCUCGAUAUCUGGAGUCUGGGAGUUGUGCUGUACGUUCUCGUCUGUGGGUCCCUGCCAUUCGAUGGACCAACACUGCCGCUUCUGAGACAGCGGGUGAUCGAGGGCCGCUUCCGAAUCCCCUUCUUCCUAUCUGAAGACUGUGAAAGUUUAAUUCGACGGAUGUUGGUGGUGGAUCCUGCAAAGCGAAUCACAAUCCCACAGAUCAAACUACACCGGUGGAUGUUGGGGCAGGAGUUCCUGCACAAACCACUGGUUUAUUCCUUCCAAGACUACAACUUGAACCUGGGCAAUUAUAACCAGCAAGUCCUCAGCCUGAUGCAAACCCUUGGCAUAGACCGACAGAAGACCAUUGAGUCCUUGCAGAAGAGCAGUUACAACCACUUUGCUGCCAUCUACUACCUCCUACUAGAGCGGAUUAAGGAGCACAGACAGACACAGGCAGUGAACUGGCCAUCUUCAGCUCAGUGUCAAAGCUCCAGGACAAGUGACAGUCAUUCCCAGACCGUGGUUGGUGUGGAGCUAAUGACCCCCUGCUUGCCCGUGGGACUAUUCUCCCUGCCUGUGCCACGACCUGACGCAGAGUGUGAACUGGUCUGUGCUCUCCAGCAGCCAGUCCUUCGCCCAGCGGAACCGUCAGUCACAACCAGGAAGCGAUCCAUGUCUCCUAUCGGUUUGGUGGGAGUUUCCAUCAGUGGGGAGGAGGGGCCGGAGCCAGAUGAGGAAGUGAUGGGGUUGGUGCUGAGCCCCUUCCAACCUCGGGCUGGGGGCAGUCGGCGGCACACCGUGGCUGAGGUGUCGGCCAUCUUCAGUCACCACACCGCUCCCGACCGGGGUCACCAGCCUGCGGUGCCCGAGGCUGCCUGUUCUGACAGCUGUCUGAUGUCCUCGUCUGGCACCGCUCCGUCCGUCAGCACCGCCCUGUCCUGGAUCCAGCCCCUCACAUUCCACAGUUCGGCUCCGGCCCCACCGCCUCCUGCCCACCAAGACACCCACUCCCCUCUUGGCACCUUCCAGGAGGGCAGGAGGGCAUCUGACACCACCCUGACCACAGGACUGAAGCCUCCGCGUUUUGUGCGCCGAAGCGCCCGGGCAAGAGGGAGCCCCUGGCUUUACCGGAGUGGGGGGCUGUCUCGGCACCACUGGCCCCCUCCCCACAGCCUCUCUCCGUGGGAUCGGCCUGUACACCUGCUGCCCGAGGGGAGUGCCGCCCGGACCCCCAUCACUACCCCAGGACCCACCGAAGGAGCCUCCCUGUCCCACCAACUCCUGCACCAGCACCGAGAGCUGCAGCUGAAAUACCUCAGUGUCCCGGAGGCUGCCCUCCUCCCCCCACCCAGUGCAGUCCAGGGUCCUGUGUUCCAGAGCCCAGUGCGGGCCGUUCUGCAGCCGACCACACUCAACCUUCCCUCAGACGACCCACAGACGGGCUGCACCGUCCCGUCACCGCUCAGCUGCUCUCUGGCUGCCUUCCACUUCCCUCCUGUGUUCUCCGAGUACCUCCAGCAGAGCCAGGGGCUGCAGGCAGACUGUGAAAUGGAGGACCUCCCAGCAGCACGACUCAGCAAGGUUGUGUUGGUGAACUAGGCAGUUUCAGAUCCAUGAACUCUGCAUCCAACAACCUCAAGCAAUAAAACCCUGGGGCUGAGAAUCUGUUGGAACUCAGUCCUAUAACUCUCCCAGUG